Messenger RNA from Diospyros lotus (date-plum), 2053 nucleotides. RefSeq names its product pectinesterase-like. The transcript is spliced from 2 exons. Gene Ontology annotation, biological process: cell wall modification. The coding region runs from base 53 to 1798 and encodes 581 amino acids. Gene Ontology annotation, molecular function: pectinesterase inhibitor activity; pectinesterase activity. The record is from RefSeq and is a predicted model, not a curated record. NCBI's taxonomy places the organism in Eukaryota, Viridiplantae, Streptophyta, Magnoliopsida, Ericales, Ebenaceae.
GUGAGUCGGAUGCUGAGCAGAGCCCUUUACUCUCCCCCCUUCCUCUCUGCAGAUGGCCAAUUUCCGACAAUUCCUCGCCGGAAUGUCUGAUUCCACCUAUACCUAUAAGAGAAACAAGAAGCUCUUCUUGUCUCUCCUUGCUUCUUUCCUACUUAUAGCUGCUGUAAUCGGCAUCGUCGCCGGAGUCAACUCUAGCAACCGAAGGUCUCACGACAUUGGUGGAGCUUCGAUUGCAACAAGCCACGCCAUUCUCAAAUCCUCUUGCAGCAACACGCUCUAUCCGGAUUUGUGCUUCUCCGCCGUCGCCAGCGUCCCAGGAAUGAGCGGCAAAGUGUCCAGCCAGAAGGACGUGAUCAUGCUGGUUCUGAACCUCACCAUCGCCACCGUGGAGCACAAUUACGUCAUCGUGAAGAAGCUCGCGAAGGCGGCGAACCUGACGAAGCGAGAGAAGGCGGCUAUCAACGACUGUCUCGAGAUGGUUGACGAGACGCUCGACGAGCUCCGCAAGGCAGAGGAGAAGCUCAACGAAUAUCCGAGCAAGAAAUCUCUCCGGAACUACGCCGACGACCUGAAGACCCUAGUGAGCGCGGCGAUCACGAACCAGGAGUCCUGCCUCGACGGCUUCUCGCACGGUAAGGCCGACCGGCGAGUGCGGAAAGGCUUGAUCGGUGGGGAAACGAACGUGGAGAAGAUGUGCAGCAACGCGUUGGCGAUGAUCAAGAACAUGACGGACACGGACAUGGUGAACGAGCUGAAGAUGAAGCCGGCGGGAAGGAAGCUGAAAGAGGAGGGGGGAGGGUGGCCGGACUGGCUGUCUGCCGGAGACAGGCGGCUGCUGCAGUCGAGCACGGUGACUCCGAACGUGGUGGUGGCGGCGGACGGCAGCGGAGAUUACAAGACGGUGUCGGAGGCGGUGGCGGCGGCGCCGGAGAAGAGUAGCACGAGAUACAUAAUAAGGAUUAAGGCGGGAGUUUAUAAGGAGAAUGUGGAUGUGCCGAAGACGAAGACGAACCUGAUGUUCAUGGGCGACGGCAGAACCACAACGAUCAUCACUGGAAGUAGAAACGUCGUCGACGGCAGUACAACCUUCAACUCCGCCACUGUCGCCGUGGUGGGCGAACGCUUCUUGGCGCGGGAUAUAACGUUUCAAAACACGGCCGGCCCCUCCAAGCACCAAGCCGUUGCUCUCCGCGUCGGCGCUGACUUGUCGGCGUUCUAUCGCUGCGACAUGAUCGCCUAUCAAGACACGCUGUACGUCCACUCCAACCGCCAGUUCUUCGUCGGCUGCUACGUCGCCGGCACCGUCGACUUCAUCUUCGGCAACGCCGCAGCGGUGCUCCAGGACUGCGACAUCCACGCCCGCCGCCCCAACUCCGGGCAGAAGAACAUGGUCACUGCCCAAGGCCGGACCGACCCCAACCAGAACACGGGCAUCGUCAUACAGAAAUGCAGGAUCGACGCCACCUCCGAUCUUAAACCGGUGAUUAGCAGCUUCCCGACGUUUCUGGGGAGGCCGUGGAAGUUGUAUUCGAGGACGAUGGUCAUGCAGACGGCGAUAGGGGCCUUGGUUGACCCGGCGGGGUGGCACGAGUGGGACGGCAGCUUUGCGCUGGACACGUUGGAGUACAGAGAGUAUCAGAACAGUGGGCAAGGGGCCGACACCUCCCGGAGGGUGACGUGGAAGGGUUACAAGGUGAUUACGAGUGCGGCGGAGGCGAAGCCGUACACCGCCGGGGAGUUCAUUGCCGGCGGAAGCUGGCUGGGUUCCACCGGGUUUCCGUACCAACUUGGGUUGUGAGAUAUCGCGAGUUCGUAGUGUCGGGUCAUUGUCGGCUUCUACUUAUUAAAUGUAUGGUGGGCGCAGUUGCAGCAGGACCAGCAGGCAGCAGCUGCUGAAAUAAAAUUGUAGGGUAGUCAGUGGAUUAAGUGUGAGACAAAUAAGUGGAUUAUUCCAGAAUGAGAAAUUGACUAGUGGAUGGCGAUUAGAGAGAGAUUGGAUAAUGCUAUUUGUCCAGGAGUUCUUUUAUGGUGAUGAGUUCUUUUACGGUUAAAA